CCAUGACCGUCACCAGCAAAAUGAACAGUGUCUCCCGCCAGUCGGUGCUGAGCCGCCUCGGCCCCGGCGGUCUUCUCUACGCCGCAAAUAAAAUUUUAGCGGUCGCUGUGCCUGGAAAGGAGGAGGAACGCUGGCGUAGUAAGGACGAAGGUGCGCUCCUUUUCAAGAGAUGGGGACGCACCCGCCCUUCGGUGGAAUCCACCCCGGCACCCAACCCUGCUCCCGCCGCACCCAGCGCACAACCGUCGGAUCUUCUGAAGUUUUUAGCUAUUAAUGCAUUAGAACUAUCUGCUCCUGCAUCGGACGCACUUCUGAAGUCCCGAUCAGAAUGGUUCCAACUGUCAGGUCACCCAGGAUCUCUGGCGCCUGCUGGACCCGGUACUGUAUGGAAACGUCGCGCUGCUGGAGACCAUCCAGCCCACAACCCGGAGCGCGACGCAUACGAGGCCCUAGCUUCCUGUCCCCAUAUGCGCUUCGCAAUUCCUCGCUACUACCGCGAGUUGGAAUACGGCGGUGAGCGCUUCAUUGAGCUCCAGGAUCUCCUGCACGGAUUCCGGGAUCCCCAUGUUAUGGACAUAAAGAUGGGCACCCGAACCUUCCUAGAAGAUGAAGUCAGCAACGCCCGAGCUCGCAGCGACCUAUACGAGAAAAUGGUCCGACUCGAUCCCAACGCACCCACGAAAGCGGAGCAUGCUGCAGGCGCUGUUACAAAACUGCGUUAUAUGCAGUUCCGUGAACAGCGCUCCUCAUCCGCAGAGCAAGGGUUCCGCAUUGAAGCCGUCAAGCUGCCUGGUCAGCCACCACUCACAGAUCUGCAGAACGUUCGGGAGCCGCAACAAUUAGCUGCCACCGUAGCCCGAUUCUUGGGUAAAGACGAGCGCGCUCGCCAAGCUCUAGCCGAGCGCCUUCGUGAAAUCAGAGACCUCUUUGAGCGCUCCGACUUCUUCAAGACUCACGAAAUCGUCGGCAGUAGCAUCUUCAUCAUUUACGAUGAUGAACGCGUUGGAGCGUGGUUAAUCGACUUCGCCAAGACCAGACGUGUGCCAGAGGGUACACAGGUUGAUCACCGCGCUACCUGGCAGCAAGGUAAUCACGAAGAAGGUUUCCUAUUUGGAUUAGAUAGACUGAUACAUACUAUAGAGACAGCGAAGUUGCCUUCGGAAGGCAAUGAAGCAACAGAACCUGAUGUGUCGCGUUGAACUUACGGCGAGAGAUCUGCCCGGACUCGCCUCGUGGUCGUCACGCUGCCGGCACGGCUUGUGCUCGUGUCUCUCCCCUUGCGUUCCAAUCGGCGCAUGGAGAUGUUCACAAAAUGUAUUUGUGAUUUGUGCAUAUGAAAGAGAAUCGCGAUGAAUCGCUUAAUAUUUUGAUCUAGUCCUUAAUUUGUUAAAUAAAUUGUAUUGAUUUGUACUUAU
This is a messenger RNA of Chilo suppressalis (striped riceborer), 1415 nucleotides long. Lineage: Eukaryota; Metazoa; Arthropoda; Insecta; Lepidoptera; Crambidae. The record is from the annotation of a GenBank genome assembly.